Messenger RNA from Brassica napus (rape), 1210 nucleotides. RefSeq lists its product as uncharacterized. Gene Ontology annotation, cellular component: chloroplast. The transcript is spliced from 6 exons. The record is from RefSeq and is a predicted model, not a curated record. Bases 68 to 919 code for a protein of 283 amino acids. NCBI's taxonomy places the organism in Eukaryota, Viridiplantae, Streptophyta, Magnoliopsida, Brassicales, Brassicaceae.
UGAAUCUGCCCACUUGCCAAGACAGACGUGAGUUCUGUUCCGUCUCUUCUUUAAUCAAUUCACGACUAUGGCCUCGCGUUUAUUAUCGACGACACUCAUCACACCGCCGGCAAAUGUCAACAAAUCGUCGUCGGGUCUAACGGGGAGAGUGAGGUUGAGAAAGGGAAGGCUUAGUAUCAGGGCAGUAAGCGGCAGCUCUCAAGGAGGUUCCGUAGAUGGAACCGUGUACAAAGGCGUUUAUGGUCCCUGGACCGUUGAGCAGUCUGAUGUCAAAGAGGUUAUUUUGUACAGAUCAGGACUGGUAACUGCUGCUGCUUCCUUUGUAGCCGCUUCUUCUGCCGCCUUUUUACCGGAGAACUCAUGGUUAAGUGAAAUAAUCAAGCAAAACCAGGACUUGUUCUACCUUGUUGGUGCUGGUGGUUUAGGGCUAUCUCUGUUUCUGAUUCAUAUAUAUGUAACGGAGAUCAAGAGGACCCUUCAGGCUUUAUGGGCACUUGGUGUUGUUGGUUCUUUAGCCGCUUAUGCUGCCCUUGCUAGACCAGAUAGCGAUAGCUUGGUUCAGUAUGUCGUUGAUCAUCCAACUGCUGUUUGGUUUGUUGGUCCUCUUUUCGCUUCCCUCACUGGGCUCGUUUUCAAAGAAGGGCUCUGCUACGGUAAGCUAGAAGCUGGUCUUCUUACGUUCAUCAUACCCUCAGUACUUCUCGGUCAUUUGAGUGGCCUGAUGAAUGAUGAGGCGAAACUGGUGUUGCUAGGAACAUGGAUGGCACUCUUUGUAGUAUUUGCUGGAAGAAAAUUCACUCAGCCUAUAAAGGAUGAUAUUGGGGAUAAAUCUGUUUUCAUGUUCAUGGCUCUUCCGGAAGAUGAGAAGAAGGCUGUAGUUGCAAAACUCGAGCAAGAUAAUUCUGCUUUUGCAGGCUGAUGGUGCCUCUCUAUUGACGCCGGUGGUUGUGGGAGGCAGCAGAUCUGAUGGGACUUCGAUUUUUGUUGGUCUCUGUUAUGGUUUUUCCGAUAAGGUUUGGAUCUACAGGUUGUGCUGAUUUUUGUCGGUUAUGUUUCAGGCUUCUCAUCGGUGUUUGCCUGUUGUGUUGGGUCUUAAGUGCUUGGUAUGGCAAUACUUUAGAACUGCAUUUCUUUUCUUGGUUUGCUCAGAAUCCUUAUUGGGUGUGUUUCAUUAUGAAACUUUUGGAAGGGAGUUGUCUCUUCUGUUACC